Thermochaetoides thermophila DSM 1495 is the source of this 2397-nucleotide messenger RNA. Its product is annotated as threonyl-tRNA synthetase-like protein. Gene Ontology annotation, molecular function: nucleoside triphosphate diphosphatase activity; ATP binding; threonine-tRNA ligase activity. Lineage: Eukaryota; Fungi; Ascomycota; Sordariomycetes; Sordariales; Chaetomiaceae. Gene Ontology annotation, biological process: threonyl-tRNA aminoacylation. Bases 1 to 2397 code for a protein of 798 amino acids. The record is from RefSeq and is a predicted model, not a curated record. Gene Ontology annotation, cellular component: cytoplasm. The transcript is spliced from 2 exons.
AUGCCCCUCCUGCGGGCAUCACACUGGCCGCGUGUGGCCCGUGUAGCCCGCGUGGCCUGUCUGCCCCUCGCACAACUCCCUCACCCAGCCCGACUCACCCCCCCCUCCUCAGUCAUUCUUCAGCAAUAUCGUUCAUGCUCCUCCUGUGACGCCUCAAGCCCAAGCCUAAGCCCCAAUGCCAGCGAAGACUCCUCCAGACAAGAGCCAAACAUCACAAAAGCAUCUCCUGACCACCGCACACUAGGUGUCCAACAAGAACUCUUCAUCCAAUCCCCCUUCUCCCCCGGCUCGCCCAUCUUCCUACCCCGCGGCGCCCUCGUCUUCAACCGCCUUCUCAACUUUCUGCGUCGGCAGUACGUGAAAUACGGCUUUCAGGAGGUGAUCACGCCAACCAUCUACAAAAAGGCGCUAUGGGCGACAUCGGGUCAUCUGGAAAAUUAUGCCGAGGACAUGUACACCGUGACCUCGACCUCCCCCGCCCGCAGGGCAGCUGAACUAGCUGAAGAAGGCGAAAGCGAAGAACACGAGUUCGGCCUCAAACCGAUGAACUGCCCCGGUCACUGCCUGAUUUUCGCGUCGCAAACAAGAAGCUACCGCGACCUGCCCAUCCGCUACGCCGAUUUUAGUCCGUUACACAGGAACGAGGUCUCUGGUGCCUUAAGCGGCCUCACCCGCGUGCGAAGAUUCCAUCAGGACGACGGGCACAUCUUCUGCCGGCCGUCGCAGAUUGAGGGCGAGAUUGCCUCGACGCUGGACUUCAUCCGGCAGACGUAUCGCGUUCUCAAGCUGGGCCCCUACCGUUUGGUUUUGUCCACCCGGCCAGAGAAGUACCUCGGUUCCGUUGAGGACUGGGACAGGGCGGAGGACGCACUGCGCAGGGCUCUAGAUAAGUCCGGUAAAGAAUGGACCGUCUCGCCUGGGGACGGUGCCUUUUACGGCCCUAAGAUCGACGUCAUCUUGAAGGACUCCGACGGCAAGGAACACCAAACGGGCACGAUCCAGCUCGAUUUCCAGCUGCCGCGGAGGUUCAACCUGGAGUACACGGCGCCAGCGCCGGAGCAUGAGCAGCGUGGCGAGACAACAGAUGAUCCGGCUUUGCUGAACGAAUAUGGGCAUGUGCGGCCAGUGCUGAUCCAUCGCGCUGUGCUGGGCAGCGCGGAGCGGUUGAUGGCGCUGCUGAUUGAGCAGUACAAUGGACGGUGGCCGCUGUGGUUGAACCCCAGGCAGGCAGUUGUGUUGACGGUGAAUGAUACACAGCCGGUGGUGGAGUGGGCCAACAGCGUCAGGAGGGUGUUGUUGGGAUUGGGGUUGGGGGAUGGGACACAUGGGGAGGACAAGGAUGCGCCGGUGUGGCCGACCGAGCUGGCGGUCGAUUUGGACGAUAGCAAGAGGACGGUGGGGUUGAAGGUAAGGGAGGCGAUGGUGAAGGGCUAUGGGGUUAUUGUGACGGUUGGGCCGAAGGACGUGGCGGAUGGGGUGGUGAGCGUGAAUGCGACUGCAUUGUGUGGGCCGGAGGUAAGUGAGGAGGAGAGGCAGAGAAUGAGUAGGAUGGUGAUGAAGCCUGAGGAGUUGAAGGAGUGGAUUUCGGAGAAGGUGAGGGCAUAUGAAAGACACCCCCCAAUACAUCGCCGCCGCACGCGAACACAACAUCCCCUUACGGCAAUCCGCCCCCAUCCGCAAGGGGCCCCUCCCCUCGACCUCCCCAUCCUCACCUACCUCCGCUCCAAGCGAAUCAUCCUCGCCAGUGCCUCUCCCCGCCGCCGCGCCCUGCUCUCCCAACUCGGCCUGCCCAAUCUCGAGGUCAUGCCGUCCAACGAUCCGGAGGACAUCGACAAGAAGAGCGUCUCGCCGGAGGAGUAUGUCUCCCUCACAGCGCAAAAGAAAGCGUUGGCUGUGUACCAGGAGGCAUUAGAAAAACAAAAAGAGGGCGAGGAGGACCCCGCUGUGGUUAUAGCCGCUGAUACGGUAAUUGCUACAAAAAGUCAACAGAUCCUAGAGAAGCCAAAGUCAGAGCAGGAUCACAUCCGCAUGCUAACCCACCUCCGCGAUACGGUCUCGCACCGCGUCCUUACCGGAAUAUGCGUCCUCGCCCCAAAACACGAUGCGUCGCACCCAGGCUACGAACUCGCCACGCAUGUGGAGGAGACAAAAGUGUUUUUCGCGCAGGCGGAUGAUGGCCUGCCGGAUGAGGUCAUCGUGAGUUAUGUCAAGACGAGGGAGGGUUGUGAUAAGGCCGGGGGGUAUGCGGUGCAGGGGUUGGGAGGUGUUGUGCUGGUCGAGAGGGUCGAGGGGAGCGUGGAUAAUGUGAUUGGACUGCCGGUGAGGAGGACGUUGCAGCUUUGUGAGAAGGUGGUGUUUAGACAGGGGGAAGGGGAGGGAGAGGGGGAGGAAGAGUAG